AUGUAUCCAUUUGUUGGAGGAUUGUGUUUCACUUCAUUCGUUGAAUUCUUGUUUGCUCUUCGAGUUACCAGCUUGGCCUAUGUUAGAGAAAUGGGUAAGAGACUUGAAUAUGAAAUGAAUGAUUCUUUGAAGGGUGUAAAUCUUGUUGUCAUGCCUGCUGGUGUUCCAAGGAAGCCAGGAAUGACAUGUGAUGACCUAUUUAACAUUAAUACCGACACAGUUAAAACUUUAGUCGAGGUUGUAGCUGCCCGGAUGCCUUCAUUCACAUUAUUAGCAAUCCAGUCAACUCCACAGUGUCAAUUGCAGCUGAAAAGUGCAAGAGCUAAUUGUGAGGAUUCAGAAUCUGGGACUGAAGUUGUCGAGGCAAAGGCUGGAGCAGGGUCUGCCACUCUUUCAGUGGCAUAUGCUGCAGCAUGCUUUGUUGAGUCUUCACUCUGCGCACUUCAUGGAGAUAGUGAUGUCAAUGAAUGCUGUUAUGUCCAGUCUGACCUGACUUACCUUCCAUUCUUUGCAUCCAGAGUUAAGCUUGGAAAGCAUGGGGUUGAGGCAUUGAUUACAUUGGACCUUCAAGGAUUAACCGAGUAUGAACAGAAGGCUUUGGAAGCUCUCGAGCAGAGCUUAAGGCCAGCAUUGAGAAGGGCAUAG
This is a messenger RNA of Fraxinus pennsylvanica, 645 nucleotides long. NCBI's taxonomy places the organism in Eukaryota, Viridiplantae, Streptophyta, Magnoliopsida, Lamiales, Oleaceae. The record is from the annotation of a GenBank genome assembly.